AUGCGUAUACUGUUUUCUUUCUUUCUAGGAUUUAAAGAUGAUAAAUUCACAAUCGAACUCCAUUAUAAGGAUGAAAUUGUGCAUAUAAAUGAUGAAGACAUAUCCUAUUUUGGAGGUGAAGUUGUAUACUUGGAUUGGAUUGAUCCAGAUUGUUUGUCUUUGUUCGAGCUAGAUGGUUAUGUUGUCGAUAUCGGUCAUAUGGAUAGUAUGAGAAUGGUGGAGGAAUAUAGAACGACACAUGGUUGGGCAUAUUAUUGGAGACUGCCGGGAGAAAGAUUGAAGGAAGGACUGCAAGAGCUGACAAGUGAUAGUGAUAUUCUGGACAUGGCUGCCAAGAUAGUUCUAGAAACCAAGUUUGUAGAGGUUUAUCUGAUCAAUAAAGAUGAGUUAAGGAAGUGUACAUUAGAAGCAUAUCAAGGAGAACGUCCAAGUGUGCAAAGUCUUGUUGACAUGGGUGCUGAACAACAACAUGAGAAUGGACCUGAUUAUGGACACGAGACCAAUGAUGAGAGAGUGGAGGGUGAUCUGGAACUACUGGCAGCCGAGAAUUAUGAAGGAGAGGAGGAUGUGGAGGGGCAAACCAAUGAUAUGGAGAAUGAAAGCCAUGAUAUCUAUAUAGACUCUACAUUUGAUGUCAAUGUUGAUGAUGAGUUGUAUGAUUCAGACAAUCUGGGUAGUGUUCACUCGGAUGAAGAAGAAGGAGUUCAAACUCGUUCAAGAUACCCAUAA
This is a messenger RNA of Linum trigynum, 729 nucleotides long. NCBI's taxonomy places the organism in Eukaryota, Viridiplantae, Streptophyta, Magnoliopsida, Malpighiales, Linaceae. The record is from the annotation of a GenBank genome assembly.